Magallana angulata is the source of this 3674-nucleotide messenger RNA. RefSeq lists its product as uncharacterized. Gene Ontology annotation, molecular function: zinc ion binding; nucleic acid binding. The transcript has 16 exons. Gene Ontology annotation, cellular component: nucleus. Bases 160 to 3024 code for a protein of 954 amino acids. NCBI's taxonomy places the organism in Eukaryota, Metazoa, Mollusca, Bivalvia, Ostreida, Ostreidae. The record is from RefSeq and is a predicted model, not a curated record.
AUAAUUUUCUCGAAUAUUCAAUGUUCGAGUUACUAAUACACAUUUUUUCCCAUGGGCACAGUGGUCAUAAAACUUUGUCAAUUUUUGGUAAAAAGGUCCGUAUGUUUGGUUUUGUAAACAACCAGAACAAGACUGUCUUUUAAUGAAAAAUCUUUAAAAAUGAACCGAUUUGGAGGAAAUUUUGGACAAGGCCUUCUUGGCAACCCUCCAGUGUCUUCGAACUUCUCACCACGUGACCAGAACAGAUUCCGAGGAGGAGAAACCUCAUUUGGCGGCAACCAAGACAGUUAUUUUGGAGAUGGGGGAGGUUACGCAAGAGACCUGGGAGAGAGAAAAUUUGGAGGUGGAAAUGAAGGUUUCUAUGGAGAUAUUGACAUGAGAGGCAAUUCCUUCCAAGAUCAAACUAAUAGCAACGGUAGAUUUGGAGAUGGAGAUAGAAUGAUGAACAGAGGAGACAGAAACUUAAGCCAUGACCAUGAUUACAGGAAUGAGGAUGAGUUUUACUCUGGGAGGAACUCCAUGAAGUCAGUGAGACAAGACAGACUGUCAGUCGGAGGUAGCUUUGGUGAUGACCGUGGUAUGGGAGGGACUCAGGACCAGUAUAGUAGACUAGGGAUGGGAGGAAUAAGUCCUGGCAUAAUGACCAAGGGACAAGGUAUACUUGGAUCUGGACCAGGUGUAGGAGGAGACACCGAUUUCAGGGCCCAAGGUGGAUAUAGUGGUAUCGGAAAUCAGCCUAGAUCAGGAAAUAUGCAGGGUGUUGGAAAUCUUGCCAUGAGUCCCCCAAAUAUUGGUGGUCAAGGAAUGAGACCACAAGGAAGUGGACUGGGGGUUCAAAUGGCUGGCAUGGAAGCCAACCUAAUGACUCUACAGAAGCAACAGCAGCAACAGGAGGCCCUGCUAAGGGACACUCAGCUACAGAUGGUCAACAAUCUGUUGCUGCAGCAACAGAGCAAAAGAGGAAAUCAACUGAAUCCAGGAUUUGGGGGACCAGGUUUAUUGGGUACCCCACAAAACAUGUCUCCGAGCAUGAUGGGAGGUCCUGGUGGUAAUCAGAGAGGGUCAGGGCGUAUUCCGUCCCUCCUGGACAUCAACACAAAGAAACCACAAGGAAAGAGGGGAUUUACUGGGCCAAGGGACCAAGGGGGGUUCAAGAAACAACGAUUGACACCUCAAAAGCGAACGCCUGAUAGAAGAUAUGACAACAGUUCAAAUCGAGGUCCGAGGAGACACUCUCCAGACAGACAGCGUUCCUCAGAGGGAGCGGACUCGCGCUCCUCAACUCCUCGCAGGAAGGAGUCAGAUGGCGCUCCAGGCUUCCUUCCCAAAGGUCAACAGGAUUCAGCAUGGACAGCAAAACCACAACCCACCAGUACUGAGAAUCAGCAACAAAGCCCCGCGGUGGUCACCCCACAGAAAAUUGGAGACGGCUUGCUACCGGUACCUGCCACAAAGCCAAAGCAGGCAAAUCUGACAGAAAAGUAUGACCCAGAGGAACCUACAGAAGAUGAGAUCCUGGAUUUUGAGGCAGACACUGAAACGAUUAAAGUUAUUGACAUUACGGAUGAACCAGAGAUAUCCUCCAACAUGGAGGAGGUGGAAGAUAUUGAAGAUGUCACUGUGGUGAUGGUGGAAAAAAGUCAGGAUGAGAAAGAGGAAAAAACGAAAGAGAAAGUUGAUUCUAGCAAAAAGAUGACCAAUUUCUUCUGCCAUGUUUGCAGCACCGAGUGUCGGGAUGUUGAGGGAUUCGCUAAGCAUAUGAACGGCAUGAAACACAAAAGCCGCAUGGAUGCGAUGAUGGGUCUUCACAUUGAAAAGUCCAAUCAGCUGAUUUCACGAAUUAAGGCAGAGGAACAUCUCAGAAAAAUUGAAUCCUCUCCAAGGGAUGAAGACAGAAGAAGGAGUGAUGGAGAUCGAAGACGUUCUCGAGAUGGGCGAGAUAGACAUCGUCCGUUUUCUGGGCCAUUUCGGCGAAGAGGUGGAUUUUAUCAGAGUGAUGGUCGCAGCAGAAGAGAGAGGCAUCGGUCAUCUGACCUGGAAUUUCCAGACAUUGGUGACUUAGUGACGCUCGAUACUGUAGGAUUCGAAGAGGAGAGUGUGGAUAAAGAAGUAGGUGAGAAAAAGUUGCAAGAGAAAACUAAAUCUCUUGAGACCACAAAGUCAGACCAACCCACUGCUGAUGAUGAAGUGAAACAAGAAGAGGUCCACAGUGGUGAAUCCUCAGUUAAAGAACCAGCAGAAAUAAAGGAAAUCCCAAACAGCAAACAGUCAGAAACCACAGCGUUAGCUUCUCAAGUUCUCGAAAAUUCUAAGAGCAAGACUACAGAGAAGAAAGAAGGGGAAGCCAAAUCCAGCAAGAAAGUUGAAACCGCGAAAACAGGCAGCAACAAGACACCUAAAAAAACAACUGAUAGUGCAGAAAGCAAGAAAACUGAGGAAAAAUCAAAGGAAGUGGAGAACAAGAAACCUACAGAAGUCUCAGAUGCUCCCAGUAACAAGGAACUGAAGAAUGGUUCUGUUAAACAGGAACCGAUGGAGGUAAUGACAAGUGAACCAGCUGAAAAAGAUGUAGCUGUCCUUCCACAAUGCCCAGUGAAGGUGCCACCUAACCAAAUCAAGAAGGAGGCCCCUGCCAUGAAAACUAAAGAGAAAGUGGUCACAGAGAUUCCUCAGUACAGUCCAGAUGUUCCUAUUGGCCAGAAUUACAUUGUUGCGGUGACAGGAUUUUACUGCAAGUUGUGUAGUAAAUUCUACAACAAUGAGAAGGCAGCCAAGGAAUCCCACUGCCAGUCCAGAUCACACUAUGAUAAAUAUAAGAUUGCCAUAUUAGGAACAAAUACAGAGGGUCUCUCAUCAAGUACAGCAAAGGAUGGUGACUCAGAGAAGCAGGCCCCGCCCACUGGAGAUAAAGAGGGUGUGGCCACCACCCCAGGGGAGAACUCCAGUGUAAACCCAACAGCUAAAAGAGGAAGAGGUGGCAUUCAGAUCAACAGAGGGCAGAAAGGUCGCCGGGGCAGGAAGUGAUGUCAUAGGAAAUCGUGUGCCAUGUCUUGUCUGCUGUAGAAUUUUUUUUAAUUUUUACACCAAAUUUUGUUAUACUGUGAGGGAUGUAAAAUAAAGCUGAGAAAGUUUUUCAUUCAUUUAUUUACAUGCCAUACAUCAAUUUCUUUCUGUAAAAUUAAUUUGUUUUGUCUGUAUGAUAUAGUUUGUGUAUUUCACAUUUGUACAUAAAAUUUAAAAUAGUUCAUUGACAUUUUGCAAAUUUGCAAACAAAGUUGUUAAGGGAUUUAUAUAUUUGUAAGUACACUGUGUAUUGGCAUUGAAUUUUGUUUGUUAGAAAAACACUGAGUUGGCACUGAAUUUGUAAGUACAUGUACAUUGAUUUUGUAUUGAGGGAGUUGUGACAAAUUUAUACUUUUUUUUUCUUUUAUUGGUACAGUAGUAUAAGUUACUAGGCAUCAGGUAGUGCAAUCUUAUCAGUUUUCAAAAAUACCAAGUGAUCUUUUUUAAAAACAUUUUCAUCAUUUGUACCCGUACCAGCAAUCAAAAGAUUGUAAGGUUAGUGCAGUGAAGACUGAGGUAACAAUGGAUCAAUGUGGACUUACAAAAUCAGAAUGUAUACAAAUAUAUAUCAAUUGUGUCAAUGAAUGAAAAAUAAAUCACUUUGAUAUCCA